Tetrahymena thermophila SB210 is the source of this 1422-nucleotide messenger RNA. RefSeq names its product class I histone deacetylase family protein. Gene Ontology annotation, molecular function: histone deacetylase activity. The transcript is spliced from 2 exons. NCBI's taxonomy places the organism in Eukaryota, Ciliophora, Oligohymenophorea, Hymenostomatida, Tetrahymenidae. The record is from RefSeq and is a predicted model, not a curated record.
AUGGAAACAAAAAAAAGAGUAGCUUAUUUUUACAAUAACGAAAUAGGUAACUACAACUAUGGAAAGUUGCAUUUAAUGAACCCAAAAAGAAUUUCAAUGACUCAUUCCUUGAUUGUAGGUUAUGGUGUCUAUAAAGAUCUUGACGUAUACACAACAAGAGAAGCCACCAAAGAAGAGAUAAUGCAGUUUCAUGAUUAGGAUUAUGUUGAGUACCUUUCUAACUAUGUAUCGAGUACUAAAAUAGAUUUUCUAAGAAAGAAUGGAUGCACUGCUCCUAUCAUAGAUGAGGAAGCUAAAAAUGAUGUAGAAAAAAAGAGAUAAUAUGGCAUAGAUGUUCAAGCUGAUUGUCCUGGCUUUGAUGGUGUCUAUACCUUUAGCCAACUUUCAACAGGUGGUUCGAUUGAUGCAGCUCACUUAAUUAUAAAUAAUGCUGCAGAUGUAGCUAUUAACUGGGGUGGUGGAUUGCAUCAUGCUAAGAAGGGAGAAGCUUAUGGCUUCUGUUAUGUUAAUGAUAUAGUAAUAUGCAUUUUGGAGCUUUUAAAAGUAUUUCCUCGUGUGCUUUACAUAGAUAUAGAUGUACACCAUGGAGAUGGCGUAGAAGAGGCUUUCUUUACUACAAAUAGAGUAAUGACAGUUAGUUUUCAUGAAUUUGGAGAAGAUUUCUUUCCUGGAACAGGUGGCCUCAACAGUAGUGGAGAAGGAUUGGGCAAAAAUUAUGCUGUGAAUGUACCACUUAGACCUGGUAUGGAUGAUGAAAGUUAUAAAUAACUAUUUAAAAAUGUAAUGAAUAAAGUAAUGGAAGUGUUUAGACCUGACGUAGUUGUAUUCUAAACUGGAGCUGAUAGUUUAGCUAAUGACAAAAUUGGGCAUUUUAAUUUAUCUAUUAGAGGACAUGGCGAAUGCUUGACUUACAUGCUAAGGUUUAAUGUUCCUGUAGUAGUUUUAGGAGGAGGUGGAUAUACUAUUUAAAAUGUAAGUCGUUGCUGGGCAUAUGAAACAGGAUUACUUGUUAAAAAAAAUUUAAAUGGACCUAUACCUGUUGAUGAUCCCUUUUUCCAUUUAUAUGAAAAAUAGAAUAUGCUUCACGUUCCAAUUUAGCAAGUAGAAAAUAAGAAUAGUAAAGAAGAUUUAAAUAAAAUAUAAGAAGAGGUCUUUAAGCAACUAAAAGAAGUAGAUGCUGCCCCAUCAAUACCUUUUCAUAAUGUUCCCAAAGCAUUCUAGUAUGAUGACGAUGAAUAUUUCGAGGAAAAUGAAUAAGAUUAACAUCAUGAUUUUUCUGGAAAUACUUAUAAUUUCAAUAAGCUUAAUGACUAUAUAAACGGAUAUUAAACAAUGGAGGUCGAAUAAAAUGAAGAAGUUGGAGUAUAUAGAAAACAACCUCUAUUAAUAGAAAAGAAUAGUAGUAGAUUUAAUCAUAUUUGA